Molecule: messenger RNA, 1295 nt
Organism: Morone saxatilis (striped sea-bass)
Lineage: Eukaryota; Metazoa; Chordata; Actinopteri; Moronidae
Gene: cwc25
Product: CWC25 spliceosome associated protein homolog
Biological process (GO): mRNA splicing, via spliceosome
Cellular component (GO): U2-type spliceosomal complex
Source: RefSeq, a predicted model, not a curated record
GAAACACAUAAAACAUCUCACACAACCCUCAGUGGCUCCAUUUUCUAGCUAGCUCUCUAGCAACUUUUGAUGUUCCACCUUUUAUAGUUUUAAGGACAUAUUUCCAUUUUUGUUGAACUGAAACGACGAAUAUUUCAAGAUGGGGGGCGGCGAUCUGCUGCGCCAGAAUCUCGACAAGAAAGACAAGAAAAAGAAGAGGAAGAAGGAUAAAAAGGAGAAGAAAGGAGACAAAGAGAGGAGAAAGGAGAAGAAGCAUAAAAGAAGGAGCAGGAGUUCAAGUUCAAGCUCAGACGAGGAAGACGAGAAAAAACACAGGUCACAUUCAAGAGACGAAUCUGCAGCAGACACCAAGUCUCGUUCCCAUCAUCUUCCAGGCUACGGCCUUCUGCUCCCUGCUGGCAGACAUCACCAGCCCUCAGCUCCCUCCAAUCACUCGGGGGGUCGUGAGAGGAGCCGCUCCAGAUCGCCGCACAGGAACAACAGUCAUUCCUACUCCUCUUCUUCACACAGCAGAGGUGACAGGACGGCCAAGCCUAGAGAUGCCAGCCCAAAGAGAGAGCGUCACCACAGACAGAGGCACCCCGUGUCCAAGAAGCUCUCUGCAGAAGAGCUGGAGCGCAAGAGGCGGGAGAUGAUGGAGCAGGCCAAGCAGAGGGAGGAGGACAGGGAGAAUAAUGUGAGGAGAUACAAGAGGCAAGACGAGCAGGAAAAGCAGCGGGAACAGAAUGCCAAGAUUGACCGCCACGCUGGCUUCAUUCAUAACAUGAAGCUGGAGAGUGCUGCCAGCUCUUCUUUAGAGGACAGAGUGAAGAGGAAUAUCCACUCCAUUCAGAGGACGCCAGCCUCCCUGGACAACUUUAUGAAGAGAUGAAAACACAACACAUUUAUCACUACAGAUAGACUGAACUGAACUGAUUGAAAGAAUUGGAAAGAGUAUGUCAUCUACUCCUUUAUGAGGAUGGAUGGGUUGGUGGGAGUCUUUUAUGAGUUCAAACAGGGACACACAUAGCUCCAUGCCUACGUAUGACUUUUAUUUUGAAAAACAGUUUCUACACGGGUAACAUAUUUUUUAUUUCAGAUACAUGCAAAAGGCCUAUCAUAGCUGCUCUGUUGUAGUUACUUUCCUGAAAUACCCCUUUAAAUUUCAUGCGAUUUGAACUUUGUACAGUACAUAGUUUUUGUUUUUACAGUAUAACACGAGCCGCUUUUAUCUCAAAUGUUUUUGUAAUAUAUAUUUGUUACUUAGUGUACACCUGUGAGUAGCAACUGAAAUAAAACAUGUUUCCAGAGCUCCA